GUGCUCUCUUACAAUAAUCAAUUUCUUUAUUUCAUUUAAUAAACAACAUAAACUACUAUAAAUCCUACGUUAAUUAUAAUGUCUUGUACAAGAUUGAGGUGAAGAUGCCGGAGUACUGUGUAACUGGAGGAACUGGACUCAUUGCAGCUUACUUGAUCAAAUCUCUGCUGGAAAAGGGUCAUAUAGUAAGGACUACUGCUCGAGAUCCAGAAAACAUAGAGAAAGUAGGGUAUCUCCUGCAGCUGAAUGGAGCUAAAGAAAGGCUCAAGAUCAUGAGAGCUGAUUUGGUGGAGGAAGGGAGCUUCGACGCCGCCGUGGAGGGAGUUGACGGCGUGUUCCACGUGGCGUCUCCGGUGCUCGUGCCCUACGAUGACAAUGUAAAGGAAAAUUUGAUCGAUCCAUGCAUAAAUGGAACCUUAAACGUGCUAAGAUCCUGCAAGAAAGCUAGCAGUGUGAAAAGGGUUGUCUUGACCUCUUCUUGUUCUUCGAUCAGAUACAGAUUCGACGCAGAAGAAGCGUCGCCACUCAAUGAAUCUCAUUGGAGUGAUCCCGAAUAUUGCAAGAGACGCAGCCUGUGGUAUGGUUAUGCAAAAACUGUAGCAGAAAAAGAGGCGUGGAAUUUUGCUCAUGAAAAUGGAUUAGAUUUAGUAGUGGUGAAUCCAUCGUUUGUAAUUGGCCCUUUGCUUGCUCCUCAGCCAACUAGUACACUGCUACUUACAUUGGCUCUUGUUAAAGGUGUAAGGGGCGAAUUUCCGAACACGAGAGUAGGUUUCGUGCACAUAUAUGAUGUUGUGAAUGCACAUAUUUUAGCCAUGGAAAAAAGUGAAGCAUCAGGCAGAUUUAUAUGUUCAAGCACAGUGGCACACUGGUCAGAAAUCAUUCAAAUGUUGAGGGCCAAAUACCCUAAUUACCCUUACGAAAAUAAGUGUAGCAGUCAGAAUGGGGAUGAUAAUCCACAUAGUAUGGACUGUAGCAAGAUUAUUGAGCUGGGGCUUCCUCCUUUGAAAGCACUAGACCAAAUGUUUGAUGACUGCAUUACAAGUUUCCAAGAAAAAGGAUUUCUUUGAAAAACAAAACAUUAAAAUUACUCUUAUUUUUAUAUACUAGCAGAAAGAACGUACAUUGUACGUAUAAUUAAUGUUAUUUUAUUUGAUAAUUUAUUAUUUUAAAAUAUUUAUUCAUUCAUUA
Salvia miltiorrhiza (redroot sage) is the source of this 1188-nucleotide messenger RNA. Its product is annotated as tetraketide alpha-pyrone reductase 2. The transcript is spliced from 6 exons. The record is from RefSeq and is a predicted model, not a curated record. NCBI's taxonomy places the organism in Eukaryota, Viridiplantae, Streptophyta, Magnoliopsida, Lamiales, Lamiaceae. Gene Ontology annotation, molecular function: oxidoreductase activity, acting on the CH-OH group of donors, NAD or NADP as acceptor. The coding region runs from base 105 to 1067 and encodes 320 amino acids.